Messenger RNA from Vigna umbellata (rice bean), 1612 nucleotides. It is a transcript of the gene CW7, whose product is annotated as CW7. The record is from RefSeq and is a predicted model, not a curated record. Lineage: Eukaryota; Viridiplantae; Streptophyta; Magnoliopsida; Fabales; Fabaceae.
CUUUCUUCUUCUCGAGCACUGUAGAUAUUUGGAAACUCACCAUCACCUACGAUUCUUUGCCAUAAACCCUAAACUGGAUUUGUUUCUCGAACAUUGAUAACCGAAAGCAAUUGAGAUGAUGCUGAGCGAUGGAGACGAAACCCCCUCAAGGUAUGAAUUGUUGAGCAUGGUGAAGAAAAACUCCAAGUUAAUUGGGCAAACGGUAGUUGAGGAUCAAGAUCAAGAUACUUCUGAUGUUGAAAUGGAUAUGAGGUUUUGGCACGAUGUUUUUGAUCUGUAUUUCGUCCGUGGCAUGGAGUCAAGGGGACGUCAAGACGAUGAUCUUGUUUUCUUUGUCAGAAAAUUGGGUUCCCAUGGUUCUGGUUCCAACAAUAAAACAGAGAUCGUCGAGCCUUAUUUUGUACGCAGGUGGGCACCUAAGUUGCAAGACUUAGUUGAUGAAACUUCUAUAGAUGUGGACUGGAGGCGAUCAUUUUACUUGAAUUUAAUUGCCCAUACAUCAUUCAGUGUAACUGUUGCAAUUUGCAGUCGCCAGGAUCUUCUUAAUCAUCGAACUGGGGAGGAUACACCUUUAUCCCCUAUAUACAAGAUUGUGAAGACAGUUUAUGCAUCCCCAAGUCGUGUAAAUUUUCAAUUGGACUCUAAAAAGGAAGUGGAAACGACUCCUGCUUAUCCAGAUAUAUGUUUUGCAAUUGAUGAUUUUGACUCUACUUUUGAUGCUGUGGUUUUGACCGAAAAAGAUCAUUGCUAUUGUGUAGUUCUAAACGCACAUGAUGGGGCAGCAUUUCCAAGUGAGAAGGUGUCAAAUGAUUGUAAUAAUAGCUCCAAUUUAGAAGUCCAUACUAGAUCCGCAAAGAAAAAGGAUACAAAGCUUACCCUUUUCUCAGGAUUUGUAAGCUAUCAAAUGGUUCGAGAUGCUUAUGAUGCAGGUGGCAGGUCCCGAUUUGGGAGCCUUUUAUCAGUGGGCCAUUCUUCUGGCAAAACAGAUAGGAUUUACAUGAAAGGUCCUGGAGGCCGAGGAGAAGUUGAAGUAGCUGUUUCUGGUGUUGCAGAUCAAAGCCACGAGGACUCAGGCCCAUUUUCUCCAGUUAUAUCAAAGAAAGGGUUCGGGCUUGGCGUAAUUGUCCGCAGAGCAGCUUCCGCCGCAUCAGUAGCAGCAAGGCAUGCUUAUGCAGCGGCCUCUACCUCUAGCUCAAAUUUUGAUGAUUUGAUACCUUUGAAGUGCAGCUUAAUGUCCAUAUCAUUGCCCUGGGAAUGUAUUGCCUAUGAUCUUCUGUUUAAGGGAGCUCCUGCGGUUAACAUGUGAUCAUUAAUUGUGUCUGUGGGCGCAAAGAAAAUCCAAAAGGAGAUAUAUGCAGGCACACUAUUUUUUUAGACAUGAAGUUCGUUUAUCUUCUGACAGAGUUGUCUUUGGUGCAUGUCGUGCAGGCGCAUACUCAGAAAUGUGCAUAUUUGGGGUUGGGUUGAGCAUCUCUUGGUAAUUUGUUGCAUCUGGUUAUACAUCUAUGUUAGUUGGUGUAUGUUGGAUUAUUGUAAUUUUUAUAUUUUCAAUUACUAGGGUAGGUUCUUCUCGACUAAUGCAUUCUUUUAAUUAUUUUAAAAGUUACUUAUA